AUGUUUGGCGCAAACUCCAUUAUUAAAAAAAAGUCACCUAGUACUCAUCUUCAUCAUUCUGCCCCACGUGUAACACCUGCCCCGAGUCAAUUUAUCAACCACAUCCCAAAAUCCAAGCGCAUUAAUCCUGUGAGUGACUCAGGAGCUCAUCUACGGUUCCAAGAUUCUAAUAAAAUUCAGAUCGCAAAAAUGGAUGCAUCAAAGGUCCCCGUCAAGCUCGUUAAGGUCACCCGUGUUUUGGGCAGAACCGGUUCCCGUGGAGGUGUUACUCAAGUCAGAGUUGAGUUCAUGGACGAUACCACCCGUUCCAUCAUCCGUAACGUCAAGGGCCCAGUCCGUGAAGAUGACAUCCUCUGCUUACUCGAAUCUGAGCGUGAGGCUAGAAGAUUGAGAUAAAUUGUUGGUCAUAGUUAUCGAAUGAUGGGAGCAUUGGGAAUUUCUUCAUGCAUUCAGGUGCAGGCUUUUGCUACGGCUAUGGGCUGGAUGUACGUUUGAUGAAUAUGGAUGGAUCAGUUCAAGGAAAUACUUUCACCACAAAAUAACACGAUCGAUGAAUUCCCGGUACCUUAUUUCUACGACAAUGUGCAAAUCUUGAGACGUGAGAGAAUCAUUCUUGUGGCCUCGGGGGUGAUUUGGAGGAUUUGGAUCACGGACUGCCGCAGUUUCA
Botrytis fragariae is the source of this 667-nucleotide messenger RNA. Its product is annotated as putative 40s ribosomal protein s28 protein. The transcript is spliced from 4 exons. The coding region runs from base 1 to 396 and encodes 131 amino acids. The record is from RefSeq and is a predicted model, not a curated record. Gene Ontology annotation, molecular function: structural constituent of ribosome. Gene Ontology annotation, cellular component: cytosolic small ribosomal subunit; ribosome. Gene Ontology annotation, biological process: maturation of SSU-rRNA; ribosomal small subunit assembly; translation. Lineage: Eukaryota; Fungi; Ascomycota; Leotiomycetes; Helotiales; Sclerotiniaceae.